UUUAUUCAAAAGUACAGAGUUGCAUUUAUAAUUAAAUAAAAAACAAAAUGGCGAAUGUGGGUAAAGUUUUAGCUACAAUAAAAGCUGUUAUAACAAGAUUGGUGUUUGCUUGCCAUGGUAUAAUUGCUAUCUGGCAAGUAACGGUGUUCAAACACAGUAUAGAAUAUUGGUAUUUAGCGUCACCCAUAUUGUUAUUAAUACUUGAAGGUGUAUUUACUCUCACAAUAAAAGACAAUCAAGAGUGGAAAUGGUUCUGCCCAUCCGUCUUCAUCUACUUGGGUCUGGUGGUGCCAGCGAUAUGGCUACUAGAACUACACAAAGUAGACCUGAGACUGCAAAAGAUAGCCAACGUUACAAUUAUAGAGCCUGGUCUCCCUAUACCCGGUGCUACCAAGAUUCCUACGGAUAUGUGGGUAACUCUUAUCGAGCAGUUUUUGAUGUUAACACUGAUUGUGGGUCGCUGGUUGUUACCUAAAGGAGAUCUGACGAGAGAUCAGCUCAGUCAAUUGUUACUAGUUUACAUAGGUACCGCUGCCGAUAUAAUCGAGUUCUUUGAUUCGUUCAAAGACGAGAAAGUGGCCACCGAGAAGGUCCUGGUCCUGCUAACCCUGGCCAUCUGGUCGUGGUCUCUGGUGCAGUUUACGGUGGUCCUGACCGCGACCAAAUCGAGGAAGACCAGGGGCACCGCACAUAGGUCUGAAAUGAAUUCAAGCCGUGCGUGUUGUUGUUCAAUAGAAGUGUGCGCUAUAAUAAUGAAUAUAGCAUUACAAGAUGCACCAUUUCUUGCAUUUAGGUUGUUAAUUAUAGCGCAUUACAAAAUUAUUAAUUAUAUGAAUAUUUUCUUCACCUGCAAGAAUACGUUGGUUAUUUUGCUGCAAAUAUACCGACUGUACGUGUUACAUUUGGAAACCGUUGAAGAAGGAACUGGCUCUGUGUACAGAAAGAGACGGAAACACAAAUCCGAAAGUAAAGAGCAGGACAAGAAACGGACACAUAGCAAACCAAGAAAACAUAAAAAGAGACAUGAAAUAGGUGAAACUUCUGUCUCUGUCAUCAGCGACCCGAGACGACAAGAAAGAGUAGAUGGCGGGAGAAUUAGAGCAAUUAUUCUAACGAAUACAGAUGAAAUUAAAGAAUUGGAGUUGACGAAACUCUUCCAAGAUCAAGUCGGAGUAGAGAAUGAGAAGAAGAAAGGUAAAAAGAAGAAACAAAAAGCAAACUCCUCCGAAGAAUCUCUUAACAACAUUCACCAUACAACCGACGACUCCGGCAUUUGACAUCAUCGGAUAAGGCGGGAGAGUCCGCACAAGCAUAGAGAGAAAAAAGAAGACAGACGCAAAGAGAAAAAGAGUAAGAAAAAGCAGGUCAGUAGCGAGAGUGAAAGUGACAGUUGUUCUUGAACAUGGAAAGUAAAAGUUUGGUUCUUUGUCUAUGGUUACGGUGUUGCCAUUGAAAUAAUGCCGUUGUUUUUUUGGUAAAUUCGUCGGGAGGAUAUAAUAUUGUUAGAUUUAUAUAGAUUUUGCUUAAAGUUAUAGCUUUUAUUAGAAAAGUAGCAGUAUUAAUAGUGCAUUAUUUGUUUACGCUUAUUUAAUAAUUAUUUAAAGUAUUUAAAAAUUAA
Papilio polytes (common Mormon) is the source of this 1618-nucleotide messenger RNA. Its product is annotated as transmembrane protein 26. The record is from RefSeq and is a predicted model, not a curated record. Lineage: Eukaryota; Metazoa; Arthropoda; Insecta; Lepidoptera; Papilionidae. The coding region runs from base 48 to 1277 and encodes 409 amino acids. The transcript is spliced from 9 exons.